Messenger RNA from Oppia nitens, 865 nucleotides. RefSeq names its product plasma kallikrein-like. Gene Ontology annotation, molecular function: serine-type endopeptidase activity. The transcript is spliced from 2 exons. NCBI's taxonomy places the organism in Eukaryota, Metazoa, Arthropoda, Arachnida, Sarcoptiformes, Oppiidae. The record is from RefSeq and is a predicted model, not a curated record. The annotation marks the transcript as partial. Gene Ontology annotation, biological process: proteolysis.
UUAGUAUUAGUAUUUUCACAAAAUUUGUUGGCCUUUGAAUGCGGACAAUCAGCUAUUAAGCGAAUAGUUGAUGGAGACGAUUCAGUGGCUACAGCCUGGCCGUGGAUGGCAGCAAUAUAUAUUAAAUCUUACGACAAUAAUGGGAAUUUAGAAAAACCUAAAUUCAUUUGUGGCGGCAGUAUAAUUGAUCACCGAUGGGUUUUGACAGCCGCUCACUGUGUUUAUGAUAAUAAUCAAAAUCUAAUAGAUAAGGAGCUAAUAGAAGUAUGGGUCGGUGAACACAAUUUAGCAGAUGAAAAAUCAAAUACCAUGAUGAAAAUAAAGACUGAACGAAUUAUUGGCUAUAAAUAUUAUUAUCAACCAACAUUCAAACAUGAUAUUGCAUUAAUAAAAUUAGCUAAACCGCUUCAUUUUAAAGGAAACUCAUAUAUACAACCCAUAUGUCUUCCAGAUGAUGGCGACAAAUUUAAUGUCUACAAUUGUACAGCAACCGGUUGGGGCCGUGAUAAAUUUAGUGGAAGUAGUCAAUCUAAUUUAAAAGAAGUAAAACUACCAAUUAUUUAUGAUAAUGAAUAUUGUAAAUCAGAAUGGCUUAAAACGUCUUAUAAGAUGUAUGCUGACAUUGAUAAAACCACUCAGCUAUGUGCUGGCUAUAAACACUACGACUCUCGUAGUGCAUGUAAGGGUGAUAGUGGUGGACCACUUAACUGUCAAAGGUCUAGCCGUGUUUGGGUGGUUCAGGGCAUCACUUCAAUGGGUAAUUAUUGCGGUGAAGAUGGAGUUCCAACUGUUUAUACCAAUGUUGUCAGUUAUGUCGAUUGGAUUUAUAAAACUAUGAAAAAAUAUAAAGAUUAAUAAUAAUAGA